GCACUAGUGCUUCCGUGACCGGGGAAACUGAAGGGAAACUAUGCAAGUUUCAAAGUUGACUGUCAAAAUUUUUAGCGGGCCUAUAUAAUCAUCUUGUGCUUUAACCGCUCUGCAGGAACAACUUAUCGAACCUACCAUGGCCGCUUUCGAUAUGGUUGUGGUGGGCUCCGGUGGCGGUCCCGAUGAAUCCAACCUAUCAGCGUAUCUGCUCAAACCUCGCGAGGCUGCUUGGAAUGAUGGUAUCAUCGCACUAGAGGCGGGGUCCGGUCUUGGCGCGCUUAGACAUAUCAUGAAACGCGACCCAAACAUCUUCAGAGAACAUCCAACGGACGCGAAUCCAACAUCCUUCACUCCUCUCACGGUCUAUGCAAAUGUCAAGUGCUUUCUCCUUACACACGCGCACCUCGACCAUAUAAGCAGUCUUGUAAUGACCGCGGGCUCACUUGGCGGUGCCAGAAAGCGUAUUUAUGGCUCAGCUCAAACUCUCAGCGAUCUAGAAACUAUCUUCUCCGGAAGAAUAUGGCCCAAAUUAGCCACAUAUGAUCAGAAUAACCCGUUAUUCCAAUUGGUGUAUCACGCCCUCCAUGCAGAUGACAAAUACGAGGUCAUCUUCCCAAAUAUCUCCGUUCGCCUCAUGACCGUCAGCCACGGAAUGAAUGGCUCUGGUCAGUAUGACGGUGCUUGCUUUUUCAUCCGACAUGACCCUACAAACCGCGAGUUCAUCUUUUUCGGUGAUGUGGAGCCUGACAGCAUCUCUGUCGAGCCAAAGAACAUCGCCGUCUGGCGUGCAGCAGCACCAAAGAUACCGCAUGUCAUAUCUACCAUCUUCAUCGAGUGCUCAUACCAAGCAGGGCGGCCGGACGGGCAACUUUGGGGUCAUCUCAGUCCCGUGCAUUUGGUACAGGAGCUGGUCACGCUAGCAACAGAAGUUGUCAUCGCCCGAAAAGAACGUAAAUCUUGCUCAGGAUCGAGGCCGCGAAAGAAGCAACGAAUGUCACCUGAAGCCCUUCACGGCGCACUUGAAGGUGUCAAAGUUUACAUCAUGCACUGCAAAGAGCAAUUCGCUACAGAACGGCCGAUCAACCACAUUAUCGGUGACCAAUGUCGUGAGCUGCUUGCACCCCACCAAUUAGGGGUCGAACUACUCACUGCGGACCAAGGCAUGAAGAUUGUGAUCUGAACCUUAUCCUCAACGAACUUUUCUUAUUUGUUCAAUUAUUCGUUGAGUUAUUUAUACUUGGAGAAAUCCACCGAUACCAGUCCUCACCGUGUGUAUACUUAACCACUGUAGCCCUAAUUUCCAUUUCCCAGUCGUCCUUUUUACCACCAGUCUGUUUUAUUACCACUCUAACUUAAUUCAUAUUCGUCGACGCACUAUGUACGUUUGAGCCUCUUUCCCAUAUACCACUCUACGUACCGUCUUUAGACUCGCUCACGUACUUGCACGAUCACACGAAUUAUACCGACGAUAACACAGAAAUCACCUGCAAACAGC
Messenger RNA from Suillus discolor, 1495 nucleotides. RefSeq names its product cyclic-AMP phosphodiesterase. The record is from RefSeq and is a predicted model, not a curated record. NCBI's taxonomy places the organism in Eukaryota, Fungi, Basidiomycota, Agaricomycetes, Boletales, Suillaceae. The transcript has 6 exons. Gene Ontology annotation, molecular function: 3',5'-cyclic-GMP phosphodiesterase activity; 3',5'-cyclic-AMP phosphodiesterase activity. The coding region runs from base 137 to 1180 and encodes 347 amino acids. Gene Ontology annotation, biological process: cGMP catabolic process; cAMP catabolic process; negative regulation of glucose mediated signaling pathway.